GUGUGGAGUAUACGGCAUUUGUGUGGUCAGUGUACAGACGACCAUCACCAUGAACACCACACUACCAGCGCUGCUCGCUGUCCUCGUCCUGUGUCUACACACGGCGGCCCACGACUCUUCUCAGUGUCACGUGGCAAAAGGCUGCUCGUGCGCCUUUGUCGGCGAUGACGUUGAUGUGAGCAACAAGAGCGAUGACUGUGACUGGAGGUCAGUGGGUCUGGCCGGUGCUAUAGGUGUUCUCAGUGGCCUUCUGCUGUCGGGAGGCGCUGCUGCCGUCUACCUGCACUGCCGUGGGAAAGGAGGAACACAGCGGGGGGACUACGGCCAGGACACGGGGAGCCACGACCGCCCGCCAUCAACAAACAGCUCAGCAUCCGAUACUCCGCUGACAUGGCGGCCUGCCACCAGCAGCAGCGGCUCCACAAACAUCUACCGCCACACCAAGGUCUGGCCUGGUACACCGUAACAGGUGGAGCCAGCUACACACUACGAGCCUCCAGUCCAUCUCUCUCAGCCACCACUCCGUCACUCAAGACCUCCAGCUUACACUUGGCACUUAGACAACAGCUGUUACUUUUGUGGAACUAAGUUGUGACUACAUCAAACCUUUUUAAGACAUUUGGCACUUGAAUAACACAACGAUUACUCUUGCAGAACCUGUGCAACAACAAUUACUUUGACCAUGCUUGGCAACAACAACAACCAGCACAGACCAUGACCACAGCUGACGUCGCCUUGGCAACAGCAACUAACAUCAAAAAGUAGCAACAACAAUACACUUUCUGAAUUUGGAAUUGUCAGACUCGUCGGAGAUACGCCACUUCGUCAAGGCUCGUCAAUAUUUCUCCGACUCUAGUGGUUUCUAAUACACGUCUGCACAUUUCUAAUUUCUUUCUCCCCCACCCCGUGUAUAGUGUAUGUUUUUUUGGGUUUUUUAAAAGUUCCUUCGACCUAAAUUUGUGUCACAUUUAUGAAGUUUUUUCCUUUCUCUUCAGGAAGUACAUUUGUCUGCUUGCAUUCAAUGCAAGUGUAUCUGGUUGUAGUCCUGCUAUAAAUCGUCGUUUUUCAAGAUGUCAGGGUGUCUUUCACUUUGACAUCUUUACGCCCCCAAGCUCUUGGCGCCGUGCGAUGAUCAGAAAUAUCUUCAGCUCAGACUAUCUUUCUCAAAUUAUCUUUGCCUGUCGAGGUGAUGUGGUGACGAGGUGUGGUGUUGAGGUGAUGUGAUGUGGUGGUGUGGUGCACAGACCACACGGAGCUGCCGUGUCCAUAGCUCUUAUUUCUCUCUGCUUCUUGUCCUGCUCAUCUGAGUUUCGUUGUUGACUAGACAGACGAUCGUGUUUUCGUGAAUGGCGUUUUACGAUGCUUCAAUGCUUAGACACCAUGCUGUGUCCAUGAGCAGGUCUUAGCGACAAAGGAAAUGUUUCUUGAGUUCCAAUCCCUUCAUUUCAUAUGUUACAUGUUACACAUGCCCUCUGUCGAAUGUUACCUGUAAUACGUCAUCUUCAGGUGUUUUGUGUGCGUUCUUUGAAGCAUCCAUUCCCAGCGAAAUAUUCUUUAAGAUAUUCGUUGCUGCUUUCCUUCUUUCUUUGGUUUUUGCGUUCUGCCGCUUUUUUUUUCUGUCCUCUUUGAUUUUAUUUCUUUUGCUCCUUCUUUUCUAAUUUUUAAUUUCUUUCAACGUUUCUUUUUAUACCAUUUUAUUUUCUUUUCUAUUUUUCCUUUCGUUAUAUAGUAUUAUCUCCUGGUUUCUAUAAUGCAAAACAUUCCUAUGAAACAAAACAUUUAAGGAACACUGUUUUCUGCUGGCUGCUGGUUUCAUCAAGCACGUGUUCACAUAACUGUCAUAGUUCCAGUGACCAAUUUCUGCUGCCUGCUUAAAUUUACAGCACCCCGCAAUGAUGUACUAACGCUCCACUACUAAAACAUCAGGAUAUGACGUACUUAACACCCAAUAAAUCACUGAAAUCCUCACAUUACUAAAUGAAAUACAAACACACAGUUUAAUGACACACCAACUAACCGUCUCUACAUCAGUGACUAACAUACCCCUAAAUCUCGUACUUACAGGCAGCUAAUCACGUGCAAAGCCACCACUCAAUCAUGACGACAGAA
Messenger RNA from Pomacea canaliculata, 2109 nucleotides. RefSeq lists its product as uncharacterized. The record is from RefSeq and is a predicted model, not a curated record. The coding region runs from base 50 to 466 and encodes 138 amino acids. The transcript is spliced from 2 exons. Lineage: Eukaryota; Metazoa; Mollusca; Gastropoda; Architaenioglossa; Ampullariidae.